Molecule: messenger RNA, 1899 nt
Organism: Penicillium cinerascens
Lineage: Eukaryota; Fungi; Ascomycota; Eurotiomycetes; Eurotiales; Aspergillaceae
Product: exonuclease V
Exons: 2
Coding region: 1-1899 (632 amino acids)
Biological process (GO): interstrand cross-link repair
Cellular component (GO): mitochondrion; nucleus
Molecular function (GO): single-stranded DNA 5'-3' DNA exonuclease activity
Source: RefSeq, a predicted model, not a curated record
AUGUCCUGCCCACCGCAAGUGCCGCGGCCUGAGGACCCAGACUCCAGCGACUACGGAUCUGACUUCACGCCCGACGAAGAGGAGCUCCUGAACGAGUUACUCUCCAAAGCUGUCGCGGAACACGCGACCAUCGACACUCCAUCCCCGACCCCGAAUCCAACCGAGCCAGCAAUCGAAGACUUUGACUCGCGUACAAUCUCUACAUCCGAGCCUAGUGAUAUUGCAUCUCUACAACCGGCUGUCCUCGCGGCGCUCGUCGCGGACAUUGAAGAUGGCGUUGGGGAUCCGCCCGGUGUCCGGUUGCCUAAGGUGCUGGGCCGGGAAUCGCCUCGUUCACCGUGGAAACAACCGAAUCAGCGGCCGUGGCCUAGGUCUACAUCCGGCGUGGCGGGGAGAUCAAGUCAGGAGGCAGUCGGCAGGAACAGUUCGUUUGUGGAGCAUCCUAGUUCAACGGAAGGCAGAGAACGAGAGCGAGAGCGCAUGGCUACGCGCGAGCGCGAAUGGACCCAGAAUGACCAGGUGGCUCCUACGCUAGAUCCUCGAUCCCCCGUGGAGCGGUUUCGACGACCGCCUCAUAAGGCUUUCUCGGUGACCGAUCUGGUCUCGCCUGCCUGGUGCGAAUUACAAUAUUGGUAUACCUUGACCAAGCACGGGAGGAAGAGGAGAACUCCUGCCAUGAUGAAGGGAAGUGUUGUGCACAAGACUCUUGAGGAUGAGAUCUACACGACUGUUCCUGUGGAUAUCACUACCAAGGAGGAUGCUUGGGCGCUCAGGAUCUGGAAUGUGAUUCAGGGGUUGCGCAUGCUGCGUGAAUUUGGCGUCACACGCGAGUUGGAGAUUUGGGGUACGGUUGAUGGGGAGUUGGUCAAUGGGGUUAUUGAUGAGCUGUCCUACGAAUGUCCCGACUCAAAGCUUGAGGCUACGGCGUCCAGCUACUAUUCUGAAGCGGCAAAAUCACGGGCUGCCCUGCCGGAAUAUCAGAUGUCCCUGUCCGAUUUCUUGCUAUCUUCCUCACAGGGUGGAAGAAGGCUCUCGGACCUGGGCCAAGAGGAACCCUUGGAAGAAGCACCGAUUGAAGAACUUUCGCCGGCUGUCUAUAACUUGCCAAGGAUCUAUAUGACCGACGUCAAGACCAAAGCGGGUGGAUCUGCUCCGACGGUCAAGAGCACGUCCUUCCGUCCCACUCUUCUUCAAUUACAGCUCUAUUAUCAUAUGCUCAACCGCCUUAUCACGAGCGACGAUGUCACGAUGGAAUUGCUUGCAGCACGCUACAACCUCGAUCCAGAACGACCCUUCACCGAAGCUUUCAUCUCUGAAAUCGGCGGGCUGAAUGACGAAUUCUUUGAUACAAUGUCUUCCCAGGAAUUCGAUAUCGACAACCCUCCCACUCCAGAGGAUGCAAGAAGAAUAUCCCAAGGCUCCGUGACAAAAUCCAGCCAGGUCUCAACUAGCAUCCUUUCGACCCACGGCACUUUAUUCAGUCUAUGGAGUUACAUGAAAGAUCAGAUCCGCCUUACUUUUCUUCCCCCAAACUCGCAAACAGAGCCCGUGGCCCCGUCUAUCCCGGCAUAUACCCAGCCGGAAUUGCUCGAACAAUACCCCACACUCCUCUCCCCGGUUCUAACAGCACGAUACUUGUCUUCGGCUCCCACUACCGAUCUCCAGCCUCGGGUUCUGGGGAGCAGGUCCUUCCUCUAUGAUCCUGCAACUAUGACAUCCUAUAUCGAUGACCAGAUGGAGUGGUGGCAUGGCUCGCGUGACCCACGCGGCGUCAACAUCACGGACGCCUGGAAAUGUCGCAUCUGCGAGUUCCGCGACGAAUGCUCCUGGCGCCAGGAACGGGAGUUAGAUUACGCAAGACGCAACAGCAGACGAUAUCCUGCUUUUGCAGAUACUUGA